Molecule: messenger RNA, 516 nt
Organism: Rhizoctonia solani
Lineage: Eukaryota; Fungi; Basidiomycota; Agaricomycetes; Cantharellales; Ceratobasidiaceae
Exons: 4
Coding region: 1-516 (171 amino acids)
Source: RefSeq, a predicted model, not a curated record
AUGCCGCUUGAUGGAGAUGACAACGUGACUUGGUUCCCACCAGACACUCUUUUGAAAGAUGAGCUCCCUGGAAUGUCGACUCGUAUUGCGGUUUCAUUUGCUUUCAUGUCCCAAGGGGAACUAAUUGAGUUGGACGAGGAAAUAGUAUCACAUAACCGUUUUGACCAUAUUGAGCUUUUGGCAGCCGUCGGCAACGGACUGGACCGAGAAGGCAUGUUUUCGCAGGCUGUAUGUUCAUCGAAUGUCAACCAUCUGUCGCCUUCAGAAUGGGGACCGAACCGUGCGUCAUGGUGCACAUCCAAAGCGCUAUACUACUUGACUGUCCCGCACCCUGAUUAUCAUGAUACUUGGAUGCGCACCUUGAAGAGUGUAUGGCCAAAGGAGAAUGUCGAUGUAAAGCCCUGGCCGCUCGAAGGUUGUCGACCCACCUGGUGGUCUGCAGAAUACAAACACGAUUGGCCUUUUGAUCCUCGACAGGACAAGGGCUUCGGUGGACUCUCGCGAGGAGCUUCUUAA